CCAUCAUCUUACCGCCUCUUUGCUUGUUGUUGUAGCGCGUCCUAUCCCCAUCUGCACAAGCAAUCUCGUUCCUUCAAUUCAAGUACUCUUUCUCUCCGCCCAGCCUGUCCUUUACCCUUGUCUGACAAGAAAGCCCGAUGCACCACCUGGCUUCUUGAUUACUUGGGGAUUGCUCGACACUAUCUCCGCAUCGGUCCUUUCUCCGUUCAGGAUGAGACUCCCCUCAGCGUUUCACCUCUCCCUGGCUCUUGGGCUCACGUUGUCUGCAUCUGCUGUUGCGGCGCGGAGCAACUACUCCGAAGCCGAGCUAAUCCCUCCACUUUUCUCCACCUUCAGCGAUCGCCCAGAUGGAUGCCCGCCUUGCUUCAACUGUCAGCUAGAUGCCUUCCAAUGCGCUCAAUUCGCAUCUUGCGAUAAGUUCACAGGAAAAUGUGUCUGUCCACCCGGUUUCGGAGGUGAUGAUUGUGCACAGCCGCUGUGUGGAUCGCUGGCCGACGGUCACCAGAGGUCUCCGCCGAAAGAUGGGCAGUGCGCUUGCAAGGAUGGCUGGGAAGGCUUGAACUGCAACGUCUGUCAGACGGACGAUGCUUGUAAUGCAAUGAUGCCGGAAGGGGAAGGCGGCGUUUGCUACAAGCAGGGUGUUACUGUCAAGGAGAACUUCCAGAUGUGCGAUGUGACAAACCGCAAGAUUCUGGACCAACUGAAGGAGCGCAAGCCUCAAGUCACAUUUUCAUGCGAGGCGGAAGAUAACACGUGCAACUUUCAGUUUUGGGUGGGCAAGGUAGAGUCAUUCUACUGUGGCUUGGAUACGUGUCAAUGGGGCCUGGAGACGACUCACAACCAGAACAAGACUCACUACACGUGCGAGAAUAUCCACUGCGAGUGUAUCCCUGGACGAAUGCUUUGUGGCGAGGAGGGCUCCAUUGACAUCGGCGAUUUCCUCAGAGAAUCAAUCGCAGGUCCGGCAUCGUUCUCGUCCGUGUCGACUGUGGGUGGUAGCCCCGACGAUGGAAGCAAGUUUCAGGAACCAGCGAUGGAUGACUUGAUCAAGGCAGUGUUCGGAGACAAAAGUAUCACGCUGAAUUGCAAUGCGGGAGAGUGUUUGUAUAGGACAGACGUCCCUGGAUACACUCGUCCUGUCAAGCAGAUCAACACCCCUCUUAUUGCUGGAGUCAUUGCUGGAUGCGCUCUGUUUGUCGUGGCUGUGAUAUUAGCCGUAUGGUACCUCUCGCGCAGAUCAUACGGCCGCAUCCAACUGCCUCUCUCCGACGAUUCAGAUGAUGAAGCGGCUAAACUCUUGGCCGAGCACAAGCCGGCAGCUAUGUACUGGGACAAUGUCUCGUACUACCUCAACGGCAAGGAAAUCCUCAGCGGCAUCCAAGGCGCUUCCCAACCGGGUCAGAUCACGGCUAUCAUGGGUGCUUCAGGCGCAGGGAAGACUACCUUCCUUGACAUUCUCGCUCGAAAGAACAAGAGAGGUACAGUCCGUGGUGACUUCUACAUCAACGGGGAAAAGAUCAGCGACCAUGACUUCAAGUCGAUGAUUGGCUUUGUCGAUCAAGAGGAUACUAUGCUUCCCACUUUGACUGUACACGAGACUAUUUUGACUAGUGCGUUGCUCCGCCUCCCUCGGGAUAUGAGCCGAGCUGCAAAGGAACAGCGAGUAUUUGAGGUCGAGAAGCAGCUUGGGAUUUCACAUAUCAAAGAUCAAUUGAUUGGCUCCGAGGAAGGCAAAGGCCGAGGUAUCUCGGGCGGUGAAAAGCGACGAGUGGGUAUCGCUUGCGAACUUGUCACCAGCCCCAGUAUACUUUUCUUGGAUGAGCCUACUAGUGGAUUAGACGCAUACAAUGCAUUUAAUGUCGUGGAAUGCCUCGUCACUCUGGCAAAAACAUACAACCGGACGGUCAUUUUCACCAUUCAUCAACCCAGAUCUAAUAUUGUGGCUCUCUUCGAUCGCCUUAUUCUCUUGGCUAAAGGAAAUACCGUCUACUCUGGACCAUUCUCGACAUGUCAACAGUACUUCGAUCAGGCGGGAUACUCUUGCCCUCCGGGUUUCAAUAUUGCUGACUAUCUGGUUGACCUUACGAUGCAUGCCAGUGUCACUCGCUCUUACAGUGACGAGGUCGAGUCUCCCUUACUCGGAACACGUAUGGAUCCCCCGAAGACGGCCUCGAGCAGUUUGAGAGCGGUCAAAUCUGUCGCUAGCGCAUCGAAUGUGAGCUUGGAGGAUAAUUCCAGUAGCACCUUGGAAGCGAAUCGACGGCCCAAGAGUAAACGGCGGGUUUCUCUCAAACAAAGACAGGAUAGACAACUCUACUCACGGAAGAAAGAUCCCGAGGCUCCGUCCACCCCAAAGACAGAUGAAGAAGAUGUUCAAUUGGACGAUGUAGCAGAGAACACCCAGCAAUGGCUACGACUAUCUCGCCAGCCCGCCCUCAUCCCGAAUCAGACUCCUGAAGACCCGGAUCAGUUCCCACCCGUCGCUCCGGGCCAAACAGAUCUUGACAUCCUGGUCGCCAAUUACUCCUCGUCAGAUAUUGCUCGUUCUGUGCAUGAUGAGAUUGUGGCUGCCAUUCAGAACGCUCGGGCGGCUAACGGAUUCGCCAACCCGGAAGCCUUGUCUGCUCCCCACGCUGGAACCAACAAAGGCUAUGCUCGCAUUGGUCUCUUCCGUCAGUUCCUGAUUCUAUCGCAGCGCACCUGGCGAAACCUGUACCGAAACCCGAUGUUGAUGCUUACGCAUUACGCAAUAUCUAUCCUGCUUGCCGUCCUGUGUGGCUACCUCUUCUAUGGACUGACCGACGAUAUUAAGGGCUUUCAGAAUCGCCUGGGUCUCUUUUUCUUCAUCCUAGCCCUCUUCGGCUUCAGUACUCUUACCAGUCUGACGGUUUUCUCAUCAGAAAGACUUCUUUUCGUGCGUGAGAGGGCCAAUGGCUAUUACCACCCGAUCACCUACUUUGCUGCGAAGGUGGUGUUUGACAUCGUACCUCUGCGGCUUCUUCCACCAAUCAUCAUGGGAAUAAUCGUGUAUCCAAUGACCGGCUUGAUCCCGGCCUGGGGAGAGUUCUUCCGCUUCAUUCUGGUGCUGGUGCUCUUCAACCUUGCCGCUGCCAACAUUUGUCUCUUCAUCGGCAUUAUCUUCCGUGAUGGAGGAGUGGCCAAUCUGAUUGGAAGUCUUGUGAUGCUGUUCAGUCUUCUCUUUGCUGGUCUGCUGCUCAACCACGACGCGAUUCCCAAGUCUGCUCUGUGGUUACAAACCCUUUCGAUUUUCCACUAUGGCUUCGAGGCAUUGAUUGUCAAUGAAGUGACGUACCUGACCUUGAUUGAUCAUAAAUAUGGUCUAGAUAUUGAAGUCCCAGGCGCGUCCAUUCUGAGUGCUUUCGGCUUUGAUACUCUGGCCUUGUGGAAGGAUGUUAUUGGACUAGCCAUCGUCUCCGGUGCUUUCAUCGUGAUUGCCUAUGGAGCGAUGCAUAUUCUCCUUGUUGAGAAGCGGUGACGGCAGCAUCAUUUCCCCCUUAGACGAGUACCUCUGUAUGUGCCGUACUUGGUCGCGUUAUCUCUGCCUGAAGAGAUUUGUUUUUUGAAUAUCUUUUAAUGUUGUGUACUUUUUUGUGACGGGAAAUGCUGAUGAGAUAUUACUUUCUUAUGCUAUCUUUCUUUGUUCAGCCACGAGUUCUGUCAUGUUAACGACCGGUGUAUUGUAUAUAGAUGGAGAAUGGUCACUUGGGAUGAAUGGAUCUACACUCACGGGUACUGACAGUAACAAG
Aspergillus homomorphus CBS 101889 is the source of this 3767-nucleotide messenger RNA. RefSeq names its product putative ATP-dependent permease ADP1. Gene Ontology annotation, molecular function: ATP binding; ABC-type transporter activity; ATP hydrolysis activity. The record is from RefSeq and is a predicted model, not a curated record. The transcript is spliced from 4 exons. Gene Ontology annotation, cellular component: membrane. The coding region runs from base 212 to 3496 and encodes 1094 amino acids. NCBI's taxonomy places the organism in Eukaryota, Fungi, Ascomycota, Eurotiomycetes, Eurotiales, Aspergillaceae.